AUGUUAUAAUAAAAAAUAAGUUAAGAUCUUUAAGAGACUACAUGUAAAAGCCACAAUUUGGAAUUUAUUGCUGUUGAUUUGGAUAUGUCAAAUAGAUCAGAGAUUAUGUUUUUUUGUGGUAAAUGUUUAGUUGAUAAACUAAAUAAUAAUAAAGUGACGACCAUUGAGUAAUCGAAAGAACGAAUCUAAUAAAUGAAGACUUAAUAAUAAGAAAUAAAGUUUAAAGAGAAUCAAGCAAGACUAAAUUAUUUUAAGAGUAUUUUAGAUUAAAUAAUGGAUUUUAAACGAUCUAUAGAUGAUUCUUUAGAAAAGAUGUAUAAGCAAAUAUAAUAGUAUACAUUCUCAAUCUAAAAGGAAAAAUAAGAAUUACAAGAAGUUUAAUAUCGAUUGAAUUAUUUUGAGGAUAUAAAAUAAUUAUCAGAAUUCUCUUCUUUAGAUAUGUAGAAAUCAACUAUAUUAAUUGAAGAUAACGCUUUUAUCUAAGAGUUAACAAGAUAAUUUGAAUUGCUAUUUAAUAAUGCUGAAUAUUUUUAGACCUUAAGAUACAUUCAAAAAUACAAAAUAAAUAAUCCAAGAUUUAAUUGA
Molecule: messenger RNA, 585 nt
Organism: Paramecium tetraurelia
Lineage: Eukaryota; Ciliophora; Oligohymenophorea; Peniculida; Parameciidae
Exons: 1
Source: RefSeq, a predicted model, not a curated record